AUGGGAAGAAGACGUGUGAGGAACCGGGUGAGGAAACCAAAACCUGUGGACCUCAUCCACCAGGAGGGCCCCCAACCAGAGGGCCCCCAACCAGAGGGCCCCCAACCAGAGGGCCCCCGACAUGAGGGCCCUCAACCAGAGGGCCCCCAACCAGAGGGCCUCCAACAGGAGGGCUUCCAACAUGAGGGACUCCACCAGGAGGGACCCCACCAGGAGGGACCCCGACAGAAGGGCCUCCAUCAGGAAGUCCCCCAACCAGAGGGCCUCCAUCAGGAGGAUCUCAUCCAGGAGGGCCUCCAACAGGAGGUCCCCCAACCAGAGGGCCUCCAACAGGAGGGCCCCCAACCAGAGGGCCUCCAACCAGAGGGCCUCCAACCAGAGGGCCUCCAACCAGAGGGCCUCCAUCAGGAGGAACUCAUCCAGGAGGGUCUUCGUCAGGAUGGUCUCCAACCAGAGGGCCUCCAACCAGAGGGCCUCCAACCAGAGGGCCUCCAACCAGAGGGCCUCCAACCAGAGGGCCUCCCACAGGAGGGACCCCGACAGGAGGGACUCCACCAGGAUGGACCCUACCAGGAGGGACAACGACAGGAGGGACCCCACCAGGAGGGACCCCACCAGGAGGGACCCCGACAGGAGGGACCCCGACAGGAGGGACCCCGACAGGGGGGCGAGGACACCAACACCGAGCCUGGAGAGAAGGCCUUAGGGACUUUGAAGGCCAGGCUGACUCCGAGACCGGGCGGGACAUCCAAAACGAGCAUGAAGAAAAUGGUCAUCAUACUCUACCUAAGGAGCCCUUUGAUCAGCAGACUAGGGAAUCUGCUGAUCAAAGACAACGAUGUCCUGGAGAUGCCAACUGACGGCAACCACCACAUUGCCGUUGGUCAACAGCCCAUAAACGCCCUGAUCUCCUGCAUCCCGAUCCUCAACCAGGAUCAACCGGCAGCCACCCCUCUGCCAGAUGUAGUACAGAUCAAGGAGAAACCUUUUGUUGGUCUUGAACAACAAGGCACCUCCGAGGUCGUUAUGGGCUGUACAGAACCUGUGGCCACCCAGAACAACACUGAAAUCCCGGACAUGACAGACGACGAAGGGGAGGAACCGUUGCAGGACUCCAAAGAAAAGAGCCUCGGUUGGAGAUUCCUCAAUUGGCUAAGUGUGGUGGAGAAGUACCCCAACCAUAAGAGGAUCACCAGGAACUAUCUGAAGGAGGCCACGGAGGAACACCUCAUCUCCAGCAAGGCUUUUAAACAUCAGGCUGCUUUGUUGAGUACAAAGCUCUCCAUGGGCGAGAAAGAGCAGAUACGGAUGAGGAUCUACCAGGCUGAGCGCCGGGAGCAGAAGGAGGCUCUGAGGCUGAAGGAGGAGCAGCGCUACGAGCAGUGGGCUGCUGAAGUGGGCCUCAGCGAUGCAGGAGAGGGGCCAGAAGAUGGGCCUAAGAAAAGGAUGACCAGAUUGGAUAAGGUGGCUUUGGGUUGCAUUUCCAGAUUGGUCUCCCUGUUCCAAUAGGCCGAUCCCCUCCACUCGGCCGACCCUGGUGCGGGUCACCUGUACAUACAUAUACAAUGCAACACAAAAAAAUUCAAAGAAAUACCAAAAUACUACAAAAGAAUACAAUAGCAAUUUUGAGCUUUAAAAAACAAGAAAAAACCUGAAGAUAACAUGGCCCUAUGGACCAAUCACCCAUGGCAACGGUAUCACCGUCUUCUCAGGGCGUCUCUUCCAUGGCUUAACAGGCCAAGUUCAAGAGCAGCUCAAGCUGGAAGUACCAACAGUGUAAUGUUUCAACUGUCAUACUGUGUAUUUUUUGCUCUGUA
Gadus chalcogrammus (walleye pollock) is the source of this 1817-nucleotide messenger RNA. Its product is annotated as bromodomain-containing protein DDB_G0280777-like. NCBI's taxonomy places the organism in Eukaryota, Metazoa, Chordata, Actinopteri, Gadiformes, Gadidae. The transcript is spliced from 4 exons. The record is from RefSeq and is a predicted model, not a curated record. Bases 1 to 1509 code for a protein of 502 amino acids.